This is a messenger RNA of Hemicordylus capensis (graceful crag lizard), 3392 nucleotides long. RefSeq names its product INO80 complex subunit E (gene INO80E). Bases 16 to 864 code for a protein of 282 amino acids. Gene Ontology annotation, cellular component: nucleus; Ino80 complex. Gene Ontology annotation, biological process: chromatin remodeling. Lineage: Eukaryota; Metazoa; Chordata; Lepidosauria; Squamata; Cordylidae. The transcript is spliced from 7 exons. The record is from RefSeq and is a predicted model, not a curated record.
UCUGCCUGACACCCGAUGAAGUGGGCUGUAACCUAUGGAAGUUUAUGCUACAAUAAUUUUUCAAUAAGCCUUUAUUGCUUUUGCUGUAAAACUGCUCUUGCUUUGUUGCUUUUGCUGCAAGAGACUCACCUGCCAAGUUCCAUCACCCUCAGCGCUCUCCCGUGGCAUGCUGGGAAUCGUAGUUUCCGUCAUUCCAUCCCCCUUCUUUCCGGGGAACAAGAAUGUUUCCAAGAAGAGCUGAGAAAAGCGCAAAGAAAACUCUUGAAAGUUUCACGGGAUAAAAGCUUUCUACUUGAUCGCCUGCUCCAAUAUGAGAAUGUGGAUGAAGAAUCAUCAGACUCUGAGGCAACAGCCUCCUCGGACAAUAGUGAUGGGGAGAUACCCAAAGGGGCAGAGCCACAGUCCCUAAAGAGAAAAAGAAGUCCCCAGCUUGGUAGUGCCUCGUCACCUUCAUCUUCAGGCCUUUCCCUCCAGCCAACUUCUGGCUUUGGGCUGCCAGCUUCAGGGACACCAUCGCCUUACCUAACAUCUCUGGCCUCGCCCUCUUAUGCUCCCUUCCCCUCUGACUACCUGGCACUGGGGCCUGAGCCUGGGGCCCCCCAACCUGACACCAACGCUACCCGCUCUGCCCGGCGGCCCCCAAGGCCCCGCAAGCUCAAGCUCCCACUGCCCCCCACCUCCCACUCUGACUGUUCCUCUGUCGUAGUGGGGCUGCCCUUUCCUUCGCCCCGUGGAGCCCCCAAGCUGCCGCCGCCCACCAUCCUCAGCACAGUCCCCCAUCAGAUGUUCAGCGAUACUGGGGAGGGGAGUGGUGAAGACCCCCUGGAUGGUGACGAUGAGUUGGUAAUCGACAUUCCUGAGUGACGGUGGUGCAUCCCGCUCAAAGGACAGAGGCCGCUCGGUGGUGUGCGUGGGGGUCACGCCCAACAUUUUAUUUUUUGUUUACAGACUCCAAAAAUACAUGCAAAUCCAUCAGUAAAUGGGAUAUUUUUUUUUUGUAUAAAAAAUUCCACGUUGCCAUUUCUGUACCCCUCCCCAGAUCUUCCACCCCUCAGGCUUCUCUCUUUUCCUAAACCCCAUGAGCCCUUAGAAGAAUUGCCCCAUAAUGAGGCCAGAGGUUUUUUUAAACUCUUAUCUGUCAGAUACCCUCCUUUAUAAGUUGUGUUUUAAGAAAUCAAAAUCUAUGUGAAAAAACGAUGCCCCUUUACAAGGCAGGCUGACCCCUUUUAAACUGCGGAGGAAAACAUCCAUUAAAAGGCAGGAAAGUCUGAAAAAGUGCUUGCAAACUCCUCAAGGAUGAACUUCUUUAAGACAAAAUGUUCAAGGAGUUUUGCACUGCAUAUGUAAACAUUUGAAGGGAAUCAGCUUACAAGAAAUUGUGCAGAGAACCACAUGGGGAUUCUUUUAUACAAAAUUGAAACAUUCCCAGCAUCUUGGAUAUUGAUUGUACUAGAUGGCUUCUAGUAGGCACCCAAAUGUUGCUACUUGCUGCAUUUUAUUUUUUUGCUACAGGUAUUUUUAAGUGGUGGUGGGAUGCCUACAAGAAACCAUCCUGUAACUACAGAUGUAAGGAGGAGUAACCAACCCUCUAAAAACUGGGAGGGGAAAGAACGUUGUAUUAAUAUCUGGGCGAUUUGAAACCCAGUUGUUUUAAGAGAAACCAAAUGCCAUUUGUUGGCCUGGCUAGAAAUAAUUGAUCAUAAACAUAAAUGGAAGACUGCACCCCUUUUUAAGAGCUGGUUCAUAUUUUGCACAGCAGGCGAAUUUUGUCUUUUGGUGAGCAAACAUAAUGUAUGGAGAGGAAAUGGGUGUGUCUGACACUGAAUCCCUAUGAGAUUGGCAGACGGGACAAUGUUCUCCUGACUAAUGUUGUGCAUGCACAGGGCUGUUGUGCUAGCUAGUUGCUCCACGUCUUGGGCUUGUGUUCCAGAUUAGUCACAUAAAGAUGUUUGCACUUGUGCCACCUGCGGUAUGCCUCACUAUGUUUUGUAGGGCACUUUGUGCAGUGGUGCAAGAAUGCAGUUUCAAGCAUUCCCAAUCUUAGCUCAACGUGGUUCGUUGUGCAAGCAUCGCAUUAGUCAAGAUGUUGGCCAGGAUGGAAUAAAUGUAUAAAGCUUAUUGUGGCAGAGAGAUCGACGUGAAUAUGUUGCGAAAGAAUAGCUUGUGCUGCUUGUGUUAAGAUUUACAGCCUACCUUAAUAGAUUGUGUUUUAAUAUUAUUAAAACCAUACAAACAAGAUGGCCCAAGAUGUUCUGGGUCCUGGGUAAGGCGAUUGUAAUGGUGUCUCCCAGAGUGGUGAAAUAAUAACAAAUGAACACUGCAGCUCUAUGAUUGCUUACUCAGAAGUAAGCCCCAUUAUGUUCACACCCUAGAAUGUGUGUUUAGGGUUUUAGCCUAAAUAUCUGACAACUUGCUGUCCUUUUUAAUGCAACAAUUGUGGCUGAGGGUCAGGGGAGUUGUAGGACAGCAACAUCUGGGGACCAGUGUUUGAGAACCCUUGCUUUAAUUGUGUUGCGUUGGGCCUGAUGGUAUAGCCAGCCCUAGUUUGUAAAAAUGUGGUGGAUGUGCUUUGGCAACCAUAGCAUAUCACAGGACCACAACCCAAGCCCACUGCCUUUUAUCGUGUGCUUAGACAUGUUUGCCCUUCAGACACCAUUUCCCCCCCAGCAGAAUGAAAGCCAAUUUCAAAUCCUUCUGCUGUGAAGAGUGUGAAUUGACCCUCAGACUUCUAAUAACUGGAAGCGUCUGUUUCUGACUCAAAGGCUAGAUAGUGUGUUUUGAUAGGCAAAACAUGGGCAGCUUGGUAAUAGCAGGGUAUUUUCUGGUGGCCCCACUUUUUAAAAAGUGCCUUACUUGCCUGCCAGAAACUAGCAGGGUGGGAGACUUGCAGAGGGCUUCUUUUCCUUUAAAGCUUAAAGGGAUAAACAUGCUUCUUAACACCAGGUUAAUAGGAAGUGUGCCAAAUGGAAGCCUCUUGAACCCAUGCAAGAAGUGGAGAGAUCAGACAAUUUUUAAAUGGUCCAUGAGAAUGAAUUGCAUAUGCCACUGUAAAAUAACAUGAGAAGGGACAGGAGCUGGUGUGGAAAGGAGAAAAAAAUAGUCAUUUUAAACAGCAGAAAGAAAUUCCAUAAGGGAGGUGGGUUUUUAAGGGCUUUUGAAAUGAUUUUUGUUUUAAAAGAAACUUAUGUUAGAAAUUUCUGACUAUGGACUAGCAAAUAGCUUCUGGUCCUCUUAAAAUCCAAGCCAGACCUUGGUAGAAAAGAAACAAAUAGUGACAUUUAAGAUCCGUGGUCAGCUUGGAAAGGCAGAAAUGCUGGUAAUUUAGGGAGAGGAUUAAUUGAAGAAUAGUAUAUUUUUUGUGACUUUACAUAAAUAGUCUUUUUCUUGUACAA